AAGGAGGGAAACGUCUCUGUGGGAUUAGUGUUGGGGUUCUGGACUGUUGGGUGAGGAUCAGGGCCCAGAAGAGACAAAUGACCCAGUACAGGAUGGGGACUCUGCCAGUAGUGCUGCUGGUUUUGGCUUUUUCAUAUGCAACAGAGUCACGAAGUCAUUUCACACGUUACCGCUCAUGGAACUCACGGAUGUAUCCAGUGUGGAAAGAUGGAGAUGCCAGAUUCAGGAACUGCUGGUUUGGUGGCGAAGUAACGUUUGACAUAAGAAAUGAUGCACCCACUCUGACUGGAGCAACGACCACCUUCAGCAUUCAGCUCAACUUCCCGUCCAACCAGACGGUGCAAUCUGACGGCCAGGUCGUCUGGGCGCGGAACUGCACCAUCAACGGGCGACAGUACCAGGAGGGUCAGGCUGUGUAUCAGGAUCAGGGCACCGACCCGACAGGAGUCUUCCCUGAUGGGACCCCCUUCAGAACCAAGGACAGGAAGCCUCGCUAUGUGUUUGUGUGGAAGACAUGGGGGCGUUACUGGCAGGUGGCAGACGGACCUUCCUCCUCCCUCAGCAUCGGUACCAACAACAUCCCCCUGGGCUCCUACAACAUGGAGGUUGUCAUCUAUCACUGCCGCGGCAAAGACAAGUUUGUCCCCCUCGGCUACGCGUCCACCGUCUUCGCCAUCACAGACAAGGUUCCCUUCACCAUAUCCCUCGCCCAGGUCAACGACGUGAACCAGAACGACCAGAGCUUCGUCCAGAACCGGGCCAUCGCCUUUAGCGUCAAGCUCCACGACCCGAGCCAGUACCUCAACAACGCCGACAUCAGCUUCAACUGGGACUUCGGGGACAGCAGUGGAACGCUGAUCUCCAGAGAGCUCACCGUCACACACACAUAUCUGGCUGCUGGGACCUUCAAGCCCCAGGUGGUCCUCACAGCCAGCAUCCCCGACGGCUGCCAGAACCCCACCGCCGUUGCUCCAGCCGAUGGCUCUGCUGCUCCCGCAGUAGUUGUAAUUGACUCCACCCCGGCCGCGGUCCCAGCAGAGGGAGAAGGAGCCACUGCUCUGGACGUUCCUGCUGUGGACACGGCCGUGAACACAGACGAUGGAGGAGCAGUAGAGGUGGAGGUCGCCCCUGCAGAUGUGGACGCGGCCGUCGCUCCGGAGGAGCAGGAUCCUGCCGCCGACGCUGCCGUGGAAGCCGCAGAUGCCACCGCCGCCCCGGCGGCCGAGCUCCCUGCAGACGCCGAAGCAGCCGCCGCCGGCGAGGCCGCGGUGGUGGCGGAGUUCGACGAGGGGAACGUGCCCGUCAUCGACGCGGCUGCUUCCGUCGCUCCUGUCGCCGAGGGAGAAGAGGCAGGAGCUGAGGUUGCAGACACUGUCACAGCUGCUCCUGCUGCGGAGACUGAACAAGACGCUAACAAUGUGGCUGCUGAGGCUGAGGACAAUGCUGCUGUUGUGGAGGCUACUGUGGCUGUUGUCGAUAUUACUGCUGCUCCUGCUGUAGAAGCUGCUGCUACUGCUGCUGCUGACACUGCCCUGGAUGCAGAUGUUGCUGCUGUUGACACUGCCCUGGAUGCAGAUGUUGCUGCUGCUGACGCUGUCCUGGAUGCAGAUGUUGCUGCUGUUGACGCUGCCCUGGAUGCAGAUGUUGCUGCUGCUGACGCUGUCCUGGAUGCAGAUGUUGCUGCUGCUGACGCUGUCCUGGAUGCAGAUGUUGCUGCUGCUGACGGUGUCCUGGAUGCAGAUGUUGCUGCUGCUGACGCUGUCCUGGAUGCAGAUGUUGCUGCUGCUGACGCUGUCCUGGAUGCAGAUGUUGCUGCUGCUGACGGUGUCCUGGAUGCAGAUGUUGCCGCUGAAGCUGCAGCUGUUGACACUGCCGAUGCUACUGCUGCUGCUACUGCCGCCGCAGAGGUUGAUAACGCUGUUGUUGCUGCUGCCGCCACUCAGAUCACAGCUACAGAAGCGGCAGCAGCAGCCGAUGUCGCGGCUGUCGCCGAGGCCGAGGUCGUGGAGGCUGAGAAUGAGGUCGUGGCCACUGCAGCUGCUGCUGAGCAACCAGCAGCCGAGGAAGAGGCUGCUCCAGCUGAGGACGAAGUCGUCGCAGAGGUGGAAACGGAUCCGGCACAGGUCGCCCUCGUUGUGGCCAAAAGACAAGCGCCGGAGCUGGACGUCGACUGCACAGUCUACCGCUACGGGUCCCUCGCCACCUCCGUCGAUGUCGUCCAGGGCAUUGAAAGCGUAGAGAUUGUGGAGGUGGCCAAUGUUGUGGCCGUGGCGACCGAGCUGGAUCAGAACGCCGUGGACAUCACCAUCACCUGUCAGGGAAGUCUGCCCAGUGAGGUCUGCACCGUGGUCUCCGACGCCGACUGUAUCACUCCAGUGGAGACCGUGUGUAAUGCAGUCGCUCCCGCUCCAGACUGUCAGAUGGUCCUUCGUCAGUUUUUCAAUGACUCUGGAGUAUUUUGCCUCAAUGUCUCUCUGACCAACGACGUCAGUCUUGCUGUGACCAGUGCUAGAGUCAGCGUAGCAGUGGCCUCCAGCGGCUCUCCAGCAGGAACAGCCGCCAUCAUCCUGGGUGUGAUGGUGCUCGCCUGUGCGGUGUGCUGCGUUGGCCUGAUGUACAGACGGUCCAAGCAGUACCAGCCCCUCAGAGACGACGGCGACGGCGACAACGGGGGUCGAUCGGCUGUGACGUCGGUGCCUUUGCUGUUGUGGAACCUGAUCAGCCGACAGUCACCGGGAGAAAGCCGCCCGCUGCUGCAGGGGAGGAUUGUGUGAAUAUCACACUCGGCUCGUGAGCUCAACAUUUACAGCAUCCGCUGAACCCUUCACUAUUCAUUACACUCUUAUCUGUGGAUGUGCAACAACACCCAGUCAUUGUAUUCAAUCAAUGAAAUGAGCCAGUCUCAUGUACAACAAUGUGCGUAAUAAAGAUGUUGAGCCAUUUCAAGAGAAAAGUGAUAUUUAUUGACCUACAGUAUUUUUUAUUAAUGGUACCGAUAGUUUAUAGUAACCAUUACCUACUUAUACUAAACCAAUUGAUAAAUGAAUGUGUAACAAGGCACUUCAGUUCUGUAUGUAGAGCAAUUUAAAUCACUGACAUCACAGAAUCUUGUGUUCACUAUCCUAAAACGAAUAAAAUGAAACUUUACCUUGA
This is a messenger RNA of Betta splendens (Siamese fighting fish), 3153 nucleotides long. RefSeq names its product premelanosome protein a (gene pmela). The record is from RefSeq and is a predicted model, not a curated record. Gene Ontology annotation, biological process: melanosome organization. Lineage: Eukaryota; Metazoa; Chordata; Actinopteri; Anabantiformes; Osphronemidae. The transcript has 12 exons. Bases 78 to 2774 code for a protein of 898 amino acids. Gene Ontology annotation, cellular component: melanosome.